UUAGCUCACUAACUCUUCCAUGUUAUGUCUCUGCUGCUUUCGAAUCUUGUAAGAAAUCUCCCAUUGGGAGAUCUGCUCUCUUCCAGCAUGCUGAGUGUCAUUGAACUCAUUGGGGAUGUUUUUCAUGUGACUGGUCAAAUGUUGUGUUAGGUGACUAGUAUGGGACUGAGGACACGGUCAAGUGAGCACCCCUAAUUUCGCUGAUUUAUUGCUGACAAUCACUCUCAAUGGAAUCCAAUCAAAAAUCUGGGGAUGGACUGACGGGCAUGCAGAAAGAGGUCUCGCUGCGUGCGCUCAUUCAGCGCACAGGAUACCAAUUACUGCAGGAGAAUGGUCAGAGGAGGUACGGCGGGCCCCCUCCAGGCUGGGAAGGCCCUCCCCCAGAGAGGGGCAGUGAGAUCUUCGUGGGGAAGCUGCCAAGAGACCUCUUCGAGGAUGAGCUGGUCCCCCACUGUGAGAAAUUUGGGAAGAUCUUUGAGGUUCGGAUGAUGAUGGACUUCAACGGCAAUAACAGGGGAUAUGCCUUUGUUACCUUUUACACCAAAAAUGAAGCCAAGACCGCCAUGAAACAGCUCAAUAACUAUGAAAUCAGGAACGGAAGGCUCCUAGGAGUGUGUGCCAGUGUGGACAACUGUCGUCUGUUUGUGGGGGGCAUCCCCAAAUCCAAGAAGAGAGAGGAGAUCCUGAUGGAGAUGAAGAAAGUGACAGAUGGGGUGUUGGAGGUGAUUGUUUACCCCAGUGCUGCGGACAAGACCAAGAACAGGGGCUUCGCCUUUGUGGAGUACGACAGUCACCGCGCUGCAGCCAUGGCCAGGAGGAAACUACUGCCAGGGAGGAUCCUGCUGUGGGGACACGCCAUCGCCGUGGACUGGGCGGAGCCUGAAGUGGAAGUGGACGAGGACACCAUGGCAACGGUGAAGAUUCUCUACGUGAGGAACUUGAUGCUGGCUACUACAGAAGAGACCAUCGAGAAGGAGUUCAACAGUAUCAAACCAGGUACUGUGGAGAGAGUGAAGAAGAUCAGAGACUAUGCCUUUGUCCAUUUCACUCAGAGAGAGGAUGCGAUAAGUGCCAUGGACGCACUGAAUGGAAAGCUGGUGGAUGGCUCUCCCGUGGAGGUGACCCUGGCCAAGCCGGUGGAUAAGGACAGCUACGUGCGCUACACCCGGGGUACAGGUGGCCGAGGUGGGGCCCUGCUCCAGGGGGAGUACGCCUACACACUGGGCCAGGUGUGUGACCCCUCAGCAGCCUACCUGGGUGCCCCCGUGUUCUACGUCCCCCAGGCAUAUGCUGCUGUUCCUAAUCAGUUCCGCUUCCCCAUGGCCAAGGGGCUUGUGGGGGGCCGUGGCCUGGUGCGCACGCCUUCGGUCAGAGAAAUUUACAUGAAUGUACCUGUAGGGGCAGCGGGCGUACGGGGGAUGGGUGGUCGCGGAUACCUCGCCUACGCAGGUUUAGGCCGAGGCUGUGCCACCUACCAGCUAAAGACAGACAAGCGCCCCGACGACAAGCUCUUUGACCUGCUGCCGGGCAUGGAGCUCACGCCCAUGAACCCUGUGAAGCCUCCCAGUAUCAAACACACACCACAGAUCUUGGAGGAUGUGUGUCAGAAGAACAACUGGGGGCAGCCAGUUUAUCAGCUUCACUCUGCCAUCGGACCUGAUCAAAGCCAACUGUUCCUCUACAAAGUCACAAUUCCGGCUCUGGCCACCCAAUAUCCUAAUGUGCAUCCGUUCACCCCAGCCAAGUUGUGUACAUCUGUGGAUGAGGCCAAGGUUCAUGCUGCGGAGCAUGCCCUGCAGACCCUGGGUCUGCAGACAGAGUGCGCUGAGGCCUCCGCUGCAGCUGUAGCCGUUGCUGCAUUCCAAGGUUACACAAUAGCGAACACCUCAGCCUCAGUAGCUGCCUCCCAGCUCAAACAGGCCGUCUCCCUGGGCCAGGACCUGGCAGCAUACACUACCUACGAAGGCUAUCCCGCCUUCGCCGUGGCAACCAUUGGAGACGGUUAUGGAGUGUUCUAGGGCCAUCCUGGAACCUCAUCUCAUUCACCAGCAUUCCUUUGUGCAGAAGAUGAAAUCCAUCCAUAAGCUGCUGUGAAACUGAACUGCCUAUUUUAAGACGUUAAGGGUUUGUUGUCUAUGGAAACGUGUCUGAGUCAUGGAAUAUUUAUUGUCAAAAUGUCUGGUUUUACAUUGGAAUAAUAUGUUCGCUAUGGACAAUCAUCUUGGACAGAGAUCGAUGUCAUUCUAUGUUGCGUAUUUUCCUUAUUGCCUUACACCAAACCUAGGCCUACGAACAUGGACAUAGGAAGUGUUAACACAUUUAUCAGCGUACAAAACGACACUCUGUUAAACAUGAAAAUGCCUAAGCAGUGACAGUAUUAAAGUGUGUAUAGCGCUUAGAACUUAUUUUUAUACCAGAAAUCCAACAAUAUUUGUAUAGUUAUAUUGUUUCGGGAUAUUUCAAAUUCUUUGUGCCUCAAUAAUUUCAAUAAAAAUCAUAAAGGGGUGAAAUAAAUACAAAUCUGAAAUGUAAGGAGAAAUGGGAACACUUUUGUGAAACAACGUGUGGUGCUGCUUGGGUAAUUCUAAUGUGUCAUGAUCGGUAAUUGCCUGCGAUAAAUAAACCAAUUGCAUUUGUA
Messenger RNA from Coregonus clupeaformis (lake whitefish), 2638 nucleotides. RefSeq names its product APOBEC1 complementation factor. Gene Ontology annotation, cellular component: nucleus. Gene Ontology annotation, molecular function: mRNA binding. The transcript is spliced from 13 exons. NCBI's taxonomy places the organism in Eukaryota, Metazoa, Chordata, Actinopteri, Salmoniformes, Salmonidae. The coding region runs from base 228 to 2018 and encodes 596 amino acids. The record is from RefSeq and is a predicted model, not a curated record.